UAUGGUGAAGCGCUAGAGAAUUAGCCAUUUGCGUAUUUUCCCUUUCCCGCUAAAUAAAGUUUACAAAACUCCGGAAGUAGUUUUACGUCACUUACCCAAACAAAGGCUGGCGUUGAUUAUUUGACAGCACGUGUAAAGGAAAACAUUUGACGUAAAUUAUACUUUUGUUAGUUUAUUUCCAUGUAAUAAUGUCGUGACUGCAACCGACGUGCUGUAUAUUUCACGCUAUACGUUUCUGAACUCUGAUGCGUUUUGAGAAAACAUUCUGUGCCAUAAUAAUUAAGCAAUGUUUUCCAACAUAGCCUGCUUUAGUUUUUUAAAUGUACACAUGUCCGGUCUUGUUGCCAAGCGAACACGGAGUGCAAGCAAAUAUAUUAAAAUAUUGUCUCAGGGCAAAAAACAAAAGUUGGAGAGGGACGAUGUGACAUCCCCACUAUCGCUGAGUCCCGAGCAGCUCGAUCGGAUCUCCAAAAACAAGAAGGCGGCUCUGGAACGGCUCUCUGCAAACCAGACUGUUCCCAGCGGGAUCGGAGAGAGCUGGAAGAAGGCGCUCAACGCGGAAUUCGGGAAGCCCUACUUUAGAUCAUUAAUGUCAUUUGUUGCUGAGGAGAGGCAAAAACACACCAUCUACCCACCGUCAAAUGAAGUUUUUACCUGGACACAAACGUGCAACAUAAAAGAUGUGAAGGUUGUGAUACUUGGCCAGGAUCCGUAUCAUGGACCCAACCAGGCUCAUGGGCUUUGUUUCAGCGUGCAGAGACCUGUGCCUCCUCCACCGAGUUUGGUGAACAUCUUCAAAGAACUGGCUUCAGACAUCGAAGGCUUUGAGCAACCCGGUCACGGUGAUCUUACAGGAUGGGCGAAGCAAGGAGUUCUGUUGCUGAACGCUGUGCUGACGGUGCGCGCACACCAGGCCAACUCGCACAAGGACAAGGGCUGGGAGACGUUCACUGAUGCUGUGAUUCACUGGCUCAGCACUAACAUGCAGGGUCUGGUUUUCAUUCUCUGGGGCUCUUAUGCUCAAAAGAAGGGGGCCGCCAUCGACAAGAAACGACACCACGUUCUGCAGACGGUCCACCCCUCACCGCUUUCUGCUCACCGCGGCUUCUUUGGAUGUAAACAUUUCUCAAAGACCAAUGAACUGCUGAAGAAAUCAGGAAAGAAGCCCAUUGACUGGAAAGCGUUGUGAUGGUUUCCAUUUGUGGUUGUAGAUGGAAUGCGGUUUGUCCAGUUUCAAAAGUAACCUUUGUUUUUAUGUUCAUUUCCUGCAAAAAUUAUCCAUGUGUUUGUUCUGAAUACAUAUAUAUAUUUCUUCUGUUUUCAAGAGUAGGUAAAGGGUUUACUCUUACUUUAUCUGUCUGUUAUCUACUUUUCUGUGUUUUCCUUUCAGAUGUUAUUGAUGUAGUUUUAAACAUACAACACUAACAGUGAAUGUUUUUCUGUUUGUUAUUCUAGUUAAUACA
This is a messenger RNA of Labeo rohita (rohu), 1463 nucleotides long. RefSeq names its product uracil DNA glycosylase a (gene unga). The record is from RefSeq and is a predicted model, not a curated record. Gene Ontology annotation, molecular function: uracil DNA N-glycosylase activity. Bases 287 to 1189 code for a protein of 300 amino acids. Gene Ontology annotation, biological process: base-excision repair; base-excision repair, AP site formation via deaminated base removal. The transcript has 6 exons. Lineage: Eukaryota; Metazoa; Chordata; Actinopteri; Cypriniformes; Cyprinidae. Gene Ontology annotation, cellular component: nucleus; mitochondrion.